ACCCGGCCGGACCUUCUUCCUGAUGACACGCAGAAGAAAUUCCUGCUGGACAUCCAGGCAUUCCAAGAGCCAGAGAUCUCCCGGCAGCUGGAGGACUUCAGGGAGAAACGGAAGAUGGGGAUGACCCCUGGGGAGCCGGAGCUCUCUGAGCUGGAAAGUUACCGGACCAAAGACAAAGGGAUCCGCGAGGCCAAGGAGAAGCAGCUGGCAGAGAUCCUGCUGGGCCGGCUUGAAGAGAUGCACCUCACCAUUUCUGCCGACGAGGAGAAAAGCUCUGCCAUUUUCACUGCUAUCGUGACAUACAUGAAGUACCUGGGGGUUAAGACCAAGGGAGCCGACAGCAAGAAAUCCAGGCCCAACUUCUUCCGCAAGAAGAUUUCAGGGACCAAGAAGCCUGAGGAGACCUUCAAACCAAAAAAGAGUUUCAGCAUUCUGGAUCCAGCCCGGUGGAACUGGGGUGACCCCCAUAAUUCUGAUUACAGACAAUCCAAACCUGAGGGUGAAGCAGGUGAUAAAUCGUUUGUAGUGGACAGAAAAGGGUCCAAGGUGGCCGAGGGACUCUCAGGGCGUGGAAAGGCGACCUCAUCUGUGUCGGACCCUCCGGGAGUGUCCAUCAACGUCAACCCCCCUGCAGGAGAGGGCAUCGAUGGGGACCAGGGAUUGGACAGUCAGGCCCAAGUGGAUUCAGGAGACUCCCCUGUAACCGAGCCUGUUGCUGGGGAACAGCCUGUGGCAGAUGAAGGUGCCGAAAAUGAAAGAAGGCGGAAAAGGCUGACGGCAAAGCUGGGCCGCUCGGAGAGCCUGCGGGUUUAUGAGCGGAAGCGGUCCCAGCGGGGCUCGGCCAAGGGCAAGCAGCCACGCUCACGGAGCGAUGUGGACAUCGAGGCCGCCGCUCGGGCCAAUGAACUGGAGGAGACGCCGUCCCUAGAUCAGGCUCGGCGCAAGCCAGGGAGCAGCAACUUGGAACCAGGGGGGGCCGGGGGAGGGGAGCCCCCACCGUCCUUUCUGCUUCCCCAGUCUGAGGAGAAUGAGCCGCGCGUUUCGGAACUGGAGCUCGAGCCGCCGAACUGGCGGGACCUCAUCGCCCCCGAUGCCCUCCUCAGGCUGAAGAAAAGUGAAGUGAAGCGGCAAGAGGUGAUCAAUGAGCUGUUCAUCACUGAGCACGCCCACGUGCGAAUGCUGCGGGUGCUGCUGGAAGUCUUCUACCAACCCCUGCUGACAGAAGGCUUCUUUGGGUCAGCCGACCUCAAUAACAUCUUCCCCAACUUAGAAGAGUUGGUCGAUGAACACAAACUGUUUCUAGAAGGCAUGAAGAAACUCAGGGAGGAAAACCCUCUGGUUUCGGAGAUUGGGGACACCCUGCUAGCUCGGUUUGACAAGGACGAAGGGAAAUGGAUCCAGAAGAUCUCUGCCCGCUUCUGCAGCCGCCAGUCUUUUGCGCUCGAGCAGCUGAAAGCCAAGCAGAAGAAAGAGCCCCGUUUCAACCAGUUCAUCCAGGAGGCAGAAAGUCAGCCUCGGUGCCGGCGGCUGCAGCUGAAGGAUAUAAUUCCCAUCGAGAUGCAGAGGCUGACCAAGUAUCCGCUGCUGCUUCACAACAUUGCCAAAUGCACUGAGGAAGAAGAGGAGCGCAACAAGGUGCAGAAGGCAGCUAACCUCUGUCGACAAAUCCUGAACGAGGUCAACCAGGCCGUGCAUGAGAUGGAGAAUUUGCUGAAACUCAAAGAUUACCAGCGUCGCUUGGAUCUCUCCAAUCUGAAGCAGAGCACCGAUCCGCUGCUCAGUGAAUUUCGGAGCACUGACAUCACCAAGAGAAAGCUUGUAUAUGAGGGACCGCUGACUUGGCGCGUGACCAGGGAUAAAUCAGUAGACGUCCACGUUCUCCUUCUGGAUGACAUCUUGGUCCUUCUGCAGAAGCAAGAGGAGCGCCUGGUGCUGAAAUGCCACAGCCGCACCAUCACCCCGACCCCUGACGGGAAGCAGAUGCUGAGCCCGAUCAUCAAGCUGAAUUCAGCCAUGACUCGCGAAGUGGCCACAGAUCGCAAGGCCUUCUACGUGAUCUUCAGCUGGGAGAAUGGGGCACAGAUCUACGAGCUGGUGGCCCAGACGGUGUCUGAAAGGCAGAACUGGUGCAGCAUGAUCAGCGACACGGCUGGGUCUCUGAAGCUGCCUGCCAUCACCCGUCUGAAGCCACGCCAUUCAGUGCCAAACCGAACUUCGCCACCCUAAGAUCUUUUUCCUCCCGGCAGCGACUCUGAGCCUCUGCUAGGCGGGACGGAGAACGGCAGUAAGGAGAUCCUGGAAUCUGAAGAACGAGAGAAGGACGGUCCACUGGAAGGAGCAGAGUUCGAGGAGCACGGCCCAAUGGGCGAACAGAGGUCAAGCAAGGCCAUGGAGGACUUGUUGGCCGACAUUCUGCUCCUCUGUAAGCCACAGCCCGAAGGGCGCGGAUCCCUGGCAGCUGCUGCGCAGGAGAGAGUGCUGGCACUGAAGAGGCUACUGCAGGUGCCCAAGGAAGGUGAGGCCGGCUUCCCAGUGGAGGGCGCAGACCGUCCCCCGGAGAACGGGAACUCCUGCGAGGGGGCAGAGGAUGACGAGUGGGCUGUGGGAGACGGGACCGAGGCGGAGAACGGCAGGCGGCAUCGGACAGGAGGGGCCCCUAAUGGCCCUCGGGAGCCAGAGUGGAACUCGGAGCACUUGGACAGGGAAGGGCACAGCUGCCCCGUCGUUUUGUCCCAUGAACAGUCGGACGGAGUGAAGCAUCACUUGCGGCUCCUGGAAGAUGCGGUUCAGGGGCUGAAGGAUAUUGAAGCAGACUAUUGGCAUCUACAGCAGCUGAUGGGGAAACUCAUGUCGGCUCAACAUCCCAGCUUCACAUGAGUCUGAGCCCAGCGUGGAAGGCCCAUCUCAAGCAAGGCGGAAGAGACU
Molecule: messenger RNA, 2925 nt
Organism: Euleptes europaea (tarantolino)
Lineage: Eukaryota; Metazoa; Chordata; Lepidosauria; Squamata; Sphaerodactylidae
Gene: ARHGEF1
Product: Rho guanine nucleotide exchange factor 1
Exons: 27
Biological process (GO): intracellular signal transduction; G protein-coupled receptor signaling pathway
Cellular component (GO): cytoplasm
Molecular function (GO): G protein-coupled receptor binding; guanyl-nucleotide exchange factor activity
Source: RefSeq, a predicted model, not a curated record